AUCACGGCACAAUAGUGUGUGAGCUUCGAUCGUGCUUGGGCCUCCGUUUCCAAAUUUCGGCACGGGCACGGCCCGACACAAAGCAAGUGGUCUUAGGCUCUUAGCACGGCUCAGCACCUCGGCAGAUAGAAAAAAGUUGGAUUGCGUUAAUUGAAUUUUUUAUACGAAUGUCAUCCCAAUUCCCAAGCAGCAGGAUGAGUUAACGGCCACAAAUGGCUUCUUCCUUCAACACACUGCAACGGCGGGAACUUCUCUCGCUUUCUCUCUGUAAGUGUUUCUCUACUUCUACCAUUCCUUCACCCAACAAUUCCUUUGCAUUUCUAUCUCCCAAACAUGCCCUUCUUCCACUCAAGUUUCCUCCUCUCUUUUUGGUUAAUGCUCCUGUAACUGUUAUUAGCCCUGUUAAUACUAAAAUUUUCUCAAGUUUGGACUCUAAUUCUUCAACUGGGACUGUGAAUUUCACGAAAAGUAGUGAUAAUUUGGGUUCUGGGUAUUCGUCUUCUGGGCAAAAAGAGGACAAAAAUGGAGGGGGGUUUGAAAAUUACAGUAAUAAUAAUAGAAAAUCUGGUGGGAAUUUGAAUUUUAGGAAAACAAGUGAAAAUGGGUCUGAUAAUUCUUCAUAUAGAAAGGGUAGUAGUAGUAGUAGUGGUAGUAGAAGGUGGGAGAGAAAAAUGGAGGAAGUUGUGGGGAAAGUUGCUAUAAAUAGUAAUGUGGAUGUUAGGGGAAAUAAUAAUGAGUCUGAAAAUAGGGGUCAAAAGGAUUCUGGGGUUUCUUCUAGAAGGCUUAGAGAUACUAAUUCGACGUCGAAUGUUGUUAACCGAAGUGUAGAUAGAGAAGGUAGUAGAGAUGAUGGUUCUGUUAAGGUUAAAAAGAAGGAUAAAUUGUCUAAGAAGUGUAAGCUUAAUUCACCAGAGUUUAUGAUGAUGGUUAAGUUGGAUAUGUGCUCUAAAAGGGGGGAUGUCAUGGGUGCAAUUUCCUUGUAUGAUACGGCGGUUAAGGAAGAGGUUAAGAUGGGGCAGUAUCAUUAUACUGUGCUUUUGUAUUUGUGUUCUAGUGCUGCAAUGGGGGUUGUUAGACCGGCUAAAAGUGGUAGUGGUAGGAGGAGUUUGGAUAAAGUUGCCCCUGAAAACUUAGAUGGGGCCAAUGAUUCUGGUGAGGAGGAAGAUGAUGAUGUAGAUGAUGAAACUCAGGAUAGAAAAGACCAAUCUCAAAAGGUAGAAGUAAAUGAGAUUAGGGUAAGCGAUGAGGUAAAGAAGCAAGCCCGUGAAAAAGGGUUUGAAAUUUUUGAGAAAAUGUGUUUGGAUAAGAUCCAGAUGAAUGAGGCCGCUUUGACUUCAGUUGCUAGAAUGGCAAUGGCUGUUGGUGACGGGGACAAGGCUUUUGAUAUGGUAAAGGAGAUGAUAUCAGUUGGGAUAAGCCCGAAAUUGAGGUCUUAUGGUCCUGCUCUAUCAGUUUUCUCCAGCAAUAGGGAAGUUGAGAAAGCCUUUGCUGUCGAAGAACACAUGUUGGAGAAUGGUGUUCAUCCAGAAGAGCCUGAGCUGGAGGCACUACUAACAGUAAGUGUUGAAACUGGUAAAGCUGACCGGGUUUACUAUGUGUUGCAUAAACUUAGAACAAUGGUGAGGUCUGUCUCACCUUCUACAGCAGAUUUGAUUGAAAAAUGGUUUAAAAGCAAAGAAGCAUCGAGAAUAGGGAAAAGGAAAUGGGAUCAUGAUAUGAUUACUCAAACAAUGGAAAAUGUUGGUGGUGGGUGGCAUGGAAAGGGAUGGUUAGGUAGAGGAAAAUGGAGCGUUUCACGAACCUCCAUUGGAGUUGAUGGUUUAUGUAAAUGUUGUGGGGAAAGAUUGGCCUUGAUUGACCUUGAUCCUGAAGAAACAGAGCGGUUUGCUGAAUCAGUUGCAGCAAUAGCAGCAAAGAGAGAGAAGAAUUCAAGCUUUCAAAAGUUUCAAAGGUGGUUAGAUUACUAUGGUCCAUUUGAGGCUGUUGUAGAUGCAGCUAACGUUGGUCUCUUCAGUCAAAGAAAAUUCCAACCUUUAAAGGUCAAUGUUAUAGUGAAUGGGAUACGCCAAAUGUUUUCUUCUAAAAAGUGGCCACUAAUCGUUCUGCACAAUAGGCGAGUUACUGGAACCAAGCUAGAUAAACCUAUACACCAGGAAUUAGUUGAAAGGUGGAGAAAUGCUGAUGCACUCUAUGCAACACCAACUGGAUCAAAUGAUGAUUGGUACUGGUUGUAUGCAGCUAUAAAGUUUAAGUGUUUACUUGUGACCAAUGACGAGAUGAGAGAUCAUACAUUCCAGCUCCUAGGAACUGAUUUCUUUCCUAAAUGGAAAGAAAGACACCAGGUUCGGUUUAGCUUCUCAGAAACUGGACCUGUAUUUCACAUGCCACCACCAUGUUCUGUUGUUAUCCAGGAAUCAGGUGACGGCCAUUGGCAUAUCCCCAUUGCUUCAGAGCACCAAUAUGAAGAGGAUAGAACAUGGCUGUGUGUUACACGCCCAAACUCUAGCAUCGUGAGCCAGAGUCAAAACGUUGGAGCACAUUCAGCAAAAGAUUCCGAAGAGGAUAUCAAAGACCAGAGGAAAUAUAGUAGCUCAAAUUCUCACUCUUCUCGGCAGGUUAAAGCUCAAUCAGCUGCUCGUAGUAAGCAAGAAACUGAAGAAGUAGUUCCUGUUAGCCACAGAAAUACGCUUCCAAAAUCAAACCAUCUCCCUUUCUUGAAGGCUAUAAAGGCUGCUGAGAAACGUGCUGGGUGUGUGAUUGAUUUUCAGAUAUGAUGCGAUAUGAUACAACCUAAAAUGGUUAAUCUUUGUACUAUGGAAGACUGCUAACUCAAACUCAGCACUGGAAUAUAUGUCUUCUGAGCCCAAAAGUUUUGCUGAUGUGAUGACUGGUAGGUAGGAAUAAUAUUUCUGCUACUUCUUUGGCUUGGCAACCGCCGAUGCCAGAUGAUGUGCCAGAUUUAUAUUCACAUGGAAAGAAUGCAGAUUCUAGAUUACUGGCCAAAACAUAUUUUUGGAGUGCGAAAAAAUGGCAUCUUAGUGUUAUUCAUGAGUUAGCUCAAGGAACUGUAAAUUUCAGCAGCUGCCCUUCUCUUUCUAUCUAUUGGAAAUUUAUAUGGAUUUUUCUCCAAAAUUUAUACUACAAAGAAAUUUUUUGCA
Spinacia oleracea (spinach) is the source of this 3158-nucleotide messenger RNA. RefSeq names its product proteinaceous RNase P 3. Bases 213 to 2774 code for a protein of 853 amino acids. Gene Ontology annotation, biological process: tRNA 5'-leader removal. The transcript has 7 exons. Gene Ontology annotation, molecular function: protein binding; ribonuclease P activity. NCBI's taxonomy places the organism in Eukaryota, Viridiplantae, Streptophyta, Magnoliopsida, Caryophyllales, Amaranthaceae. The record is from RefSeq and is a predicted model, not a curated record.